CGGGGACCCCUCCCCCCCAGCCAUGGCAGCGCGGGGCAGGGGCAGGGGUCGAGGCCAGAUGACCUUCAACGUGGAGGCUGUGGGCAUCGGGAGGGGGGAGGCGCUGCCCCCCCCCACGCUGCAGCCCCCUCCCCUCUUCCCGCCGCUGGAGCUGCGGGCGGUGGCGCUGCGGGGGGGGGAGCAGGCGGAGUACACCCUGGCCCUCAAGCAGGAGCUGCGGGGGGCCAUGAAGACCCUCCCCUACUUCAUCAAGCCAGGGCCCCCCCGCAGAGACAUCGAGAGGUACUCAGACAAGUACCAGCUCUGCAGCCCCAUCGACAGCGCCAUCGACUGGCAGCCAGACUGGAGAAGGCUUCCCAGGGAGCUGAAGAUCCGAGUCAGGAGGCUGCGGAAGGGCAGGGCCACUGCCCUUGUCCCCAAGUGCCACCAGCGCCCCCCACUGGACAAGGAGGAGGCCAUUAAGAAGCUGGAGAGCCUGGAGAAGAAGGAGGAGGAGGUGACCUCGGAGGAGGAGGAGGAGAAGGAGGAGGAGGAAGAAGGGAAGGAGGAGGAGGAGGAGGAGUACGACGAGGAGGAGCACGAGGAGGAGACAGAUUACAUCAUGUCCUACUUCGACAACGGAGAGGACUUCGGGGGGGACAGCGACGACAACAUGGACGAGGCUGUCUACUGACCCUGCCCCCCCCC
This is a messenger RNA of Dryobates pubescens (Downy woodpecker), 687 nucleotides long. It is a transcript of the gene POLR3GL, whose product is annotated as RNA polymerase III subunit GL. Gene Ontology annotation, biological process: transcription by RNA polymerase III. The transcript is spliced from 7 exons. Lineage: Eukaryota; Metazoa; Chordata; Aves; Piciformes; Picidae. Gene Ontology annotation, cellular component: RNA polymerase III complex. The record is from RefSeq and is a predicted model, not a curated record. Bases 23 to 673 code for a protein of 216 amino acids.